Dryobates pubescens (Downy woodpecker) is the source of this 4124-nucleotide messenger RNA. RefSeq names its product protein phosphatase 1 regulatory subunit 12B (gene PPP1R12B). The record is from RefSeq and is a predicted model, not a curated record. The transcript is spliced from 25 exons. Bases 93 to 3179 code for a protein of 1028 amino acids. Lineage: Eukaryota; Metazoa; Chordata; Aves; Piciformes; Picidae. Gene Ontology annotation, molecular function: phosphatase regulator activity; enzyme inhibitor activity; protein kinase binding. Gene Ontology annotation, cellular component: cytoplasm; A band; Z disc. Gene Ontology annotation, biological process: signal transduction.
GCGGCGGCGUAGCGAAGAUGGCGGCGGGGGCGCUGCGCCCCGCUCCCGGCUGAGGCGCGGCGCGCUCCCUGCGCCUCAGUGCGGCGGCGGCGAUGUCGGAGCCGGAGCACCUGGGCGGGAAGCGGGCCGAGUCGGCGCGGCUGCGGCGGGCCGAGCAGCUCCGGCGCUGGAAGGGCUCCCUGACGGAGCAGGAGCCGGUGGCGGCGGGGGGCGGCCGGGGCCGGCAUCGUGGCGCCGGGGGGUCCCGCGUCCGCUUCGAGGAGGGCGCCGUCUUCCUGGCCGCCUGCUCCAGCGGGGACACCGAGGAGGUGAAGCGGCUGCUGGGCCGCGGCGCCCGCAUCAACACCACCAACGUGGACGGGCUGACAGCCCUGCACCAGGCCUGUAUAGAUGAGAACCUGGACAUGGUGAAGUUCCUUGUAGAGAAUGGAGCCAAUGUGAACCAGCAGGACAAUGAGGGCUGGACCCCUCUCCACGCAGUGGCAUCCUGUGGCUACCUCAACAUAGCAGAGUACUUGAUCAGGCACGGAGCCAACGUGGCUGCGGUGAACAGCGAGGGAGAGGUCCCCUCGGACAUCGCCGAGGAGGCAGCCAUGAAGGACCUGCUGCUGGAGCAAGUGAAGAGACAAGGUGCAGACCUGGAGCUGGCCAGGAAGGAGGAGGAGCAGCAGAUGCUGCAGGACGCUCGGCAGUGGCUGAACAGCGGCAGGAUCGAGGACGUGAAGCAGGCGCGCACCGGCGCCACGGCGCUGCACGUGGCUGCGGCCAAGGGCUACGCAGAGGUCCUGAGGCUCCUGAUCCAGGCUGGCUUUAACCUCAACGUCCAGGACAACGACGGCUGGACCCCGCUGCACGCCGCGGCGCACUGGGGGGUGAAGGAAGCCUGCUCCAUCCUGGCCGAGGCUCUCUGUGACAUGGACGUCAGGAACAAGCUGGGGCAGACUCCCUUCGACGUGGCCGACGAGGGCCUGGUGGAGCACCUGGAAAUGCUGCAGAAGAAGCAGAGUGUGCUGCGCAGCGAGAAGGAGACGAGGAACAGGCUGAUCGAGGCGGACAUCAACGGCAAGCCCCAGGGCAGGCUCUUCAGCAGCAAGGAGAAGAUUCUCUAUGAGGAGGAGACUCUGAAGUCCAUGGAAAUGGAGGAAGAGAACAAGGACUCCAGCAGCUCCAGCUCUGAGGAAGAGGAGGAAGCUGAAGAUGAAGUUUCAGAGUCAGAUACUGAAAAGGAAUCAGAGAGGAAGGAAGAGUCCUUUGCCAACCACUCCAGCCAUGAAACCAGGCCUAGCAUCACUGAGCAAAUUCCUGCACCUGAGCCCAACUCCUUCACUGCAUCUGCCAGAAGAUUCAGCUGGCUCAGCAAGGCAGAGGAGCAGAAGGAUGAGUCCCCUGCCUCGUGGCGGCUGGGGCUGCGCAAGACUGGCAGCCACAACAUGCUGAGCGAGGUGGCAGCCACCAGGGAGGCCCAGAGGGAGAAGACCUCCUCCAUCUACCGCUCCUCCUCCAGCCCUCGCAUCUCUGUGCUCCUGGACAACAAAGAGAAGGAUAAAGACAACAAGAGCUACCUUGCCACCAUAGCCCCCCGAAGACUGAGCAGUACCAGUGAUAUAGAAGAGAAGGAAAACAGAGAGUCUGCCGUGACCCUGGUGCGCAGCGGCUCCUACACGCGGCAGCCCUGGAGGGAUGAGCCCAAGGCGCAGGAAGCUCACUCCGGGGCUCCUACCACCUAUGUCUCUACCUACUUGAAAAGUGCUUCCUUUGGUAGAAGUAGUGACCUCAGCAGCCCCUCCAUUUCAGCCAGUCGCAAUACAUCUCUAGCUACCUCACCCACUGCCAUUGGUUCAUCUACCUCCCUGGGCACCCCGUGGCAACCUGUCUCUUCCUGCCCCACAGCUCCCGGCGCCAGCAGCGCAGCGGCCGCCCGCCAGUACUGCAGAGCCCCUUUCAGGCAACAAACUGAUUCUGCUGUAGAGAGAACCCCAGAGGGCAUCUCUGCUAGCAGCCCUCCGGGGGUAAGCACAGACCGCAGCGGGCUGGGCUCUGCCAACGGUGUGGCGAAUGCCGGCGCCGCUGCCGGCCCCGGGAAGGAGCCAGCUGAGGAGGCCAGGGAGCGCCGAAGGUCGUACCUGACGCCGGUGCGGGAUGAGGAGGCAGAGUCCCUGCGGAAGGCUCGCUCCAGGCAGGCUCGGCAGACCCGCAGGUCCACGCAGGGUGUGACACUGACAGACCUGCAGGAGGCAGAGCGAACCUUCAGCCGGUCGCGGGCGGAGCGCCAGGCGCAGGAGCAGCCCAGCGAGAAGGCGGAGAGCGCAGAGCCGGCCCCCGACGGCGGCGACAGGCAGGAGGGCCGAGCACGCUGGAGCAGAAGCACGGAUGAGGAGAACAUCUACCGGCGGCUGAGGUGCCCCGCAGCGGCAGACAAGCCAAGCACCCCUGUGUCCCCCUCCAGCUCUGCUCCUCUGCUCCACACCAGCUCCUACCUGACUCGAGCCAACAAGUACCUGGGUCUUGACUCUGUGAACCCAGCAGACUUCAGAGGUACAGCCACAGAGAUGGAGAAGAAUGAGUGUGAAGAUCAGGAGCCGGAGGACAGGGCCCUGAGCAAGCAGUCGAUCCGCGAGCGGCGGCGGCCCAAGGAGCGGCGGAGGGGCACCGGCAUCAUCUUCUCCACACAGGAUGAUGAAGAGGAAGUGGAUGGAGAUGAGGAGCUGAAGGAAGCUCGGCAUGAAAGACUUUCCAGGUUGGAAGCAGCUACAAACCCCACCAGCAGCGAGUCCUACAGCGACCGCGCCUCCAGCCGCGCCAGUGCCUACAGCCGCAGGGAGAAUCGGCUGGCCGCCCUCAGCAGCCGAGCAGAGGAGGAGAGCAACAGGGACUACAAGAAGUUAUAUGAAAGUGCCCUGGCUGAGAAUCAGAAGCUGAAGUCAAAACUGAAGGAAGCUCAGCUUGAGCUGACUGAGAUCAAAACCAAGCUGGAAAAAGCAGCCCAGCAGAAGCAGGAGAAGACCUCAGACCGGUCCAGCAUGCUGGAGAUGGAGAAGAGGGAGAAGCGAGCCCUGGAGCGGAAGCUGUCUGAGAUGGAGGAGGAGAUGAAGAUCUUGACAGAGCUGAAGUCAGACAACCAAAGGCUGAAGGACGAGAACGGAGCUCUCAUUCGUGUCAUCAGCAAACUCUCCAAAUAGGGAUCCUGAGCAAAGGCAGCGCCCAGGGGGCUGCCCUGCACCAGCUGCCAACCCUGCCCCCAGCCCUCCCCACGCUGCCCAGUACAGCAGGUGGCUCAGCCACGGGCUCAGCCUGGCACACCUCCCUGCCCAGCCCCUUGCUGACCAUUCCCUUCCUGCCCGCAGCUCCCCAGCACCCCUCUGCCCUGGUCCUGUUUGGCAUCCGAGGUGGUGCCUUGGACACUCUGUUCAAGGGGGAAGAGAAAGAAGAGGACUGAAUGUGAGCUGCCAGAAGCUCUACCACAAGCCCAGUGUGGGGUGGUGGGCCCUGGUCUGGAGUGGGUGACUCCUACCUGAACAAGUGACACCUAAAGAACUGAUCCAGCACAGGUGGGAGAUGUGGACCUGGGCUGGGGCUCUGAGGAUGCACAGCACCCCCCCAGAUGUGGGGCUCUGCUCAGAAAGUGAUGCUGUGAAGGCCAGCAGGGCUGCUGGCUGUGACAGGCUGACAACAGCUGCUUUGCACAGAGACCUUCUUCUCCUUUCCCCCCAGACCAAGUCUGUUCUUGCUCCUGUUCAGUACCAUCAGCGCCGACUCAGCAUCCCUCAGCCCUCCCCUGCCUUUCCCCCACAGCCUCAGUGUCUGGCUGGGUCCUUCCAGGGCUCCUGGCUCCAGCAGCAGCAUCUGCUGACUGCACCUGGGCUCUUGCUCCUGGGCCAGGAUGUAUCACAGGUCCUUGCCAGGCUUUCUGAAGGACAGGCUUGGAGCCCUGCAGACCCUCUGCUGCUCUCACCUGUGUGCCAGUGUGGAUCACCUUGCAGGGUCUGUGCCCACAGCAGGAGCCAGCCUGCCUGUCCUGCAGCAGGGACAUUCCCCUGCCCUCCUCGGGGGGGCAGAGACCCCUAGAGGGUCUGCUCUGGGAUUUCAGGCACUGCCUUUGCUUUGCAGCAGGAGGCUGACCAAGG